This is a messenger RNA of Medicago truncatula (barrel medic), 2109 nucleotides long. Its product is annotated as alpha-soluble NSF attachment protein 2. Gene Ontology annotation, molecular function: syntaxin binding; soluble NSF attachment protein activity. Gene Ontology annotation, biological process: intracellular protein transport; SNARE complex disassembly. The transcript is spliced from 9 exons. Lineage: Eukaryota; Viridiplantae; Streptophyta; Magnoliopsida; Fabales; Fabaceae. The record is from RefSeq and is a predicted model, not a curated record. Gene Ontology annotation, cellular component: SNARE complex; vacuolar membrane. The coding region runs from base 998 to 1867 and encodes 289 amino acids.
AAAAUGGGGUAACUUUGUAAUUUCCUCGAUGUAAAAAAAAUUAUAAAAGAAAAUUGGGGUCAGCCGCGGUUCUAUCCGAUUUGAAGGAUUGGUAUGUGUAUUUCGGAUGUUCAUCCCGUAACUUAAAUCAGUCGAGCUACAGAUGUCUACAUAUGUGAGGGGCCAAAAUGAUUGAUAUUUUGGUAACCCAAAGGGUUCUUUAAAUGCGACAAUUUUUAAUAAACUUAUAUGAGAAGUCGACGUAUUUUGUCCAUGAUAACCUUACUUCUAGAAAACUUAUGUCCAUGGUUCAGUAAAUGAGAAGAUUAUAAAUAUCUAUUACAUAUUGAUAUUGAUGCAUAAUGACCAAAGAAGUUGAAUGUACAGCAACAAUGUAUUAUGCUUCUUAGCUUUUACCAGCCCUUUGAAUUACCAAAGUAUCAUUCAUUUUGGUCCCUCACUUAUGUGGACAUCGGUAGUUCGAUUGGUUUGAGUUACCGGAUGAACAUUCAGUAGUAAUCUAUCGGAGGUAGAAAAUUGAAAUUUUAAAAUGAACACCCGGUAGUUAUCUACCGAGGGCACAAAAUAGAAAUUUUUAAAAUGAACAUCUAAUAAUUAAGUACCCGAUGUUUUUUUUUUUUUUUUUUUAAGGAAAGUACCUGAUGAUGCCUGUUGUUACAUACCAUACAUGUUAUUAAAGGGAAUUUCGUAAUUUUAGGGAGCUAAAGAGAUAUGGAGGGGCCUAAAAAGAAACAUUCGAGGUUUUUCACAAGCUUGUUGGGCUUAGCCCAUUAAAAUAGCCUUAUAACCACAAAAGCCCAAAAAAUCAAGCCCAUUGAAAGCACGUUGCGUAAAGCGAAAUUAACAAUUCUCUUGUAUUUUUCUUCUUUAUGUUCUCUGAUUUUGGUGGUGAAUACUUUCUAUUUGCAUAACUAUUUUCAUCUCUGUAAAUAACAAUCCAAUUUGCAUGAAAGCAUAGGAAAAUUGAAUUUGAUCGAUAUUCCAUUUUGUUGAUAACAUGGGAGAUCAAUUAGCAAGAGCAGAAGAUUUUGAGAAUAAGGCAGAAAAAAAGCUGGGUGGUUGGGGCAUGUUUGGUUCCAAAUUUGAGGAUGCUGCUGAUUUAUUUGAUAAAUCUGCCAAUUGUUACAAGCUUGCCAAAUCAUGGGAUAAAGCGGGAUCAACCUACAUUAAGUUGGCAAAUUGCCAUGUGAAGUUGGAAAGCAAGCAUGAAGCUGCCUCAGCUUAUGUUGAUGCUGCACAUUGCUAUAAAAAAACCAAUAUGAAUGAAGCUAUAUCCUGCUUGGAUAAUGCAGUAAACAUGUUCUGUGAUAUUGGAAGAAUUUCUAUGGCUGCUAGGUAUUUGAAGGAAAUCGCUGAAAUGUGUGAGUCUGAACAAAAUAUUGAAAGGGCUCUUGUUUAUUAUGAAAAAUCAGCUGAUUUUUAUGAAAGUGAAGAAGUGACAACAUCUGCAAAUCAGUGCAAGCAAAAAGUUGCUCAAUAUUCUGCUCAGUUAGAACAAUAUCAGAAAUCGAUUGAAAUUUACGAAGAGAUAGCUCGCCAGUCUCUCAACAAUAAUUUGUUGAAGUAUGGAGUUAAAGGACAUCUUCUUAAUGCGGGGAUUUGCCAACUUUGUAAAGGGGAUGUUGUUGCAAUUACCAAUGCAUUAGAGCGAUAUCAGGAGUUGGAUCCAACAUUUUCAGGAACGCGUGAAUAUAGACUUCUGGCGGAUGUUGCUGCUGCAAUUGAUGAAGAAGAUGUUGGAAAGUUUACUGAAGUUGUCAAGGAGUUUGAUAGCAUGUCUCCUUUGGAUUCUUGGAAAACAACACUUUUUCUGAGGGUGAAGGAGAAACUGAAAGCCAAAGAACUUGAAGAGGAUGAUCUUACUUGAAUUGUCCGAGUAUUGUGUCGGUUGGACUUCAAUGUUUGAUUAUAUUUGUCAUGUGUUAUGAUUGUCUAUGUAGUUGUUCAUCUUACAUAUUACUACUGUGAAUUGAAGUGUACUUGCUUUGUGAAUCGAUUGGAGGGGUAUGCUUGAAUACUUGAGAUGAGUUUUGUUGUGAGGUUGCUAAUUGGUACAGUAGCUUGUUUGGAAGGAUGAAAAAAUUGCUAGUAUUGAUGGAUCAUAGAACA